UCUGUUCAAUGACGCUUUACAGCAUCGCUUUCACCAAACGAGACACGAACCAACUACAGGUUUGUAGAGCUUGUUUGACUCAGAAAAUUAUGGACCAGGUGUGAUCUUUGUAUAUUUCACACAAUCUCUUUCACCAACCCUCCGUUCUCUAUCAAGAUGGCAUCAUGUGUUUCCGGCUGCUCUCCAGUGGUGAGGUUCUGUCAGAAGCUGAACAGGCUGAAGACGCUGGAGGAGGACGUAAUGGCAACGUCACUAAAACGUUGUCUGUCCACAGUGGACCUCGCACUGCUUGGUGUUGGUGGCAUGGUGGGUUCAGGCCUGUAUGUUCUCACGGGAACUGUUGCUAAAGACACUGCAGGACCAGCUGUAGUGGUGUCUUUCAUCAUAGCUGGAGUGGCGUCUCUCAUGGCAGCACUGUGUUAUGCUGAGUUUGGUGCCCGUGUACCAAAGACAGGCUCUGCCUACAUGUUCACUUACGUCUCUGUUGGGGAAAUCUGGGCAUUCCUGAUUGGCUGGAAUGUAAUUUUAGAGUAUAUGAUUGGUGGGGCGGCAGUAGCUCGUGCAUGGAGUGGAUAUCUGGACUCUAUUUUCAAUCAUCGCAUUCAGAACUUCACCGAGAGUCAUGUGAUGCGUUGGGAUGUGCCCUUCAUUGCUCAUUACCCAGACCUCUUAGCAGCUGCCAUCCUCCUAGUAGCUUCCUUUUUCAUUUCAUUUGGUGUUCGUGUCUCAUCUUGGCUAAACCACAUCUUCUCAGCCAUCAGUAUGGCAGUCAUUGUUUUUAUCUUGGUGUUUGGCUUUGUACUGGCCGACCCAGCCAACUGGAGCACUCAGGAGGGAGGCUUUGCCCCCUUUGGACUUUCAGGUAUCCUGGCAGGAACUGCAACAUGCUUCUAUGCCUUCGUUGGCUUUGAUGUGAUAGCGGCUUCCAGCGAGGAGGCCAGCAAUCCUCAGAGGGCUGUUCCUGCAGCGACUGCAAUCUCACUAGGCCUAGCAGCCACAGCAUAUGUCCUGGUGUCCACAGUUCUUACCUUGAUGGUUCCAUGGCAUACGCUCGACCCAAACUCAGCGCUCUCAGAUGCAUUCUUCAAACGAGGAUAUAGCUGGGCCGGGUUCAUCGUGGCUGUGGGAUCCAUCUGUGCCAUGAACACUGUGUUGCUCAGCAACCUCUUCUCUCUCCCACGGAUCGUGUAUGCCAUGGCAGAAGAUGGCCUCUUCUUCUCUGUCUUUUCCCGUGUAAACCCUGUAACCAAAGUCCCGGUGAUCGCAAUUCUAGUUUUUGGCAGCCUUAUGGCAAUCCUUGCCCUCAUCUUUGAUCUGGAAGCUCUGGUCCAGUUCCUCUCUAUUGGCACUCUGCUUGCUUACACUUUUGUAGCGGCCAGCAUCAUAGUGCUCCGCUUCCAGCCAGAUAAAAGCAGUGGGAGCUCAGGAGGAGGUGGAAUCAAGACAGACGCUUCAUCCACACCUUCAAUGAACCAGUCAGGACAGCAGGUGGAUCCGUCUGCGGUGACGAAUGAGACCCAGACCUUUGCGCAGGACAGCGGAGAGCUGAAGGAGUAUGAGUCCUUCUCUGAUAAACUUCAGCUGGUGGAGCGGCAGAAGUCGGUGAAGGAGAGACGGGCUCCAGGCACACUGAAGGCUUGCUGGGAGCCGUAUCUGGGCCGAAUACUGGGGCACUGUGAGCCAGGCGAGGUGGUGGCGUUCUCUGUGCUCGCUCUGAUGGUCAGUGGACUCUCUCUUUGUGCUGUGCUGGUGUUCGGGAAUAACCAGCUGAAUCUGCCUGUGUGGAGCUUCACCCUGCUGCUGGUCAUCUUCAGUCUGGUCUUCCUGCUCAGUCUGGCUCUCAUCUGGGUCCAUGAACAGCAGCCCAAUCACAAGACUUUUCAGGUUCCUCUGGUGCCAUUUGUUCCUGGCUUCAGCAUCCUUCUGAAUGUAUUUCUCAUGUUGAAGUUAAGUCCAAUUACCUGGAUCCGUUUCGCCAUAUGGGUUGCAGCAGGUCUUCUGGUGUAUUUCGGCUAUGGUAUCUGGCACAGUAAGGAGGGUUUGCGGGAGCAGCAGGGACAGGAAGUGGCAGCGCGUUACGUGGUCCUUCCCAGCGGCAGCCUGGUGGAGACAGUCCAGAACGUCCAGCCUGAAGGACACACUCUCAGCACACACUCACCAACCCACGACAUUCCACCUGCCAGCAGAUGAUCUGAUCAUGCUGAGGUGUGUUUACAGUACACCUGCAUGCCUGCCUGUUCUAUUACUCAUGAUUUUCCUUCUCUUCAGUUUACUGACAACAUGUCAAGAUAAACUGUUCAUCAAAACGAUGGUUUGAAGGGAUAUUCCAGGUUCAGUAGCUUUUGUCAAAUAAUGUUGGUUACCACAAAAAAUAAUUUGGACUUCCCCCAUUUCAAUAGGCAAAAAAACAAUAGGCAAUAGAGGUAAAUGGGACCAAUUUUGGAGCAGAAAUGUGUACCUUAUUAUUUUAUAAAGCAAUUCUUCUGCUAAAACUGUAGUAUUUGAGCUGUAAAGCUGUUUAAAUCAUUUUUACAGUCAUUUUAAGCAUUAAGGGUUUACAACAUUGCAAUGUCAUUGCAACAAAGUUGUAAAAUUGUAUAUACCUUUACAAAGAAAAGCUUUAUUGUUUACAUCUUGUGACUAUAAUGUUGAAACGGUGAGUAUUUUAAUAUCUACCAGUUGGCCCAAAUCACUUACUUUGAAAGUGUCUCACUGUAAUCCAGAUUUUUGGCAUUUUUUAAAGAAAAUAAAUUAAAUGGAUAGUCAUUUUUGUGGUAAUCAACAUUAUGCCACAAAUGCUGUUAAUUGGUCUUAACCUGUACUGACACCAACAUAUUUCUUUAAAGACAUUGUAUUGUAUUUAAGCAACCAUUAAUCAACUACGGCCAUUUAUUUUCUUUCUUACGUACACAAACACACACACGCACGCACAUACUUUGAUGGCCAUCAUUUUAAUUUAACAGCAGGCAGGAACCAUGUGGAUCAUGUGAAUAUACUUAAACAUUACUAUAUUUACACACCCAUUAUUUUUGCAGUCUGGGUCACAAACACACUCCUUAAACGCACACUAACCUCAGUGGCUCUGUUUCCACCAUCUUUCUACAUGUUUUGUUUUCCACUACGUCUCUGCACCUUAUAAAUAUUUAUUUUU
Molecule: messenger RNA, 3151 nt
Organism: Sinocyclocheilus rhinocerous
Lineage: Eukaryota; Metazoa; Chordata; Actinopteri; Cypriniformes; Cyprinidae
Gene: slc7a4
Product: solute carrier family 7 member 4
Exons: 5
Coding region: 157-2190 (677 amino acids)
Biological process (GO): transmembrane transport; amino acid transport
Cellular component (GO): plasma membrane
Molecular function (GO): amino acid transmembrane transporter activity
Source: RefSeq, a predicted model, not a curated record